GCGGCUCCGGCAGCAGCGGCCCCUGCGGACGCCGGUGUCUCCGUCCCGGCUGUGCUGCACCCCGGGGCGGGGGUUUACCUGUCUGGGAAUGUCAGGAGAAGUCCGGUUUGUUCUCUUCCAGUGUCACGCCGGGAUGAAGCCCGACUGCACCUACAAGCAGCUGGACCCACUGGGGGACCGUGGGGCACAGCCCACCUGCUUCCCACCAAAGUGCUCCCGCAGUGCGUUGCUUUCCACCUUCCUCCUCACCCUCUUCGUCCUCAUCUUCCUCCUCUUCCUCAAUCUCCGGCUGGGCUCAGCCCUCCGUGGUGAUGCCAGCGGUGAUGCUGGUGACGAUGCUGGAUCUUGUGGUGACGCGUGCCGGAUUGUCCUGGUGGAGAGCAUCCCGGAGGGCAUGACCUUCGGUGACGGCUCCGUGCCAAAUCCGUCCACCUUCUCCACGUGGAUGAACCUCUUGGGGACCGUCACCCGCAGCCUGGACAUCGCCUCCUUCUACUGGACCAUGACCAACGAGGACACACGGACACACGAACCCUCCGCCGCCCAGGGUGAACAAAUCCUGGAGGAACUCCUCCAGUUACCCCAGCGCGGCAUCACCGUCCGAAUCGCUGUCAGCCACCCAUCGGCAAAAACACCCCUGAAUGAUCUCCAAGCCCUGGAGAGGAGUGGUGCUGUGGUGCGCACUGUCGAUAUGCCGCGGCUCACUGGCGGCGUGCUGCACACCAAGUUUUGGCUUGUUGAUGGCACCCACCUCUACAUUGGGAGCGCCAACAUGGACUGGAGGUCUUUGACCCAGGUGAAGGAGCUCGGUGCCGCCGUCUACAACUGCAGCUGCUUGGCCAAAGAUUUAGGUAAAAUUUUUGAAGCUUACUGGGCUCUUGGCAUUCCCGGUGCUUCCAUCCCGGUACCGUGGCCGGCAAAUUAUUCCACCACCUUCAACUCGGAGACGCCACUGGAGUUGAAGCUCAACGACACCGAUGCCGCUGUCUACUUCUCGAGCUCCCCGCCAGCUCUCUGUGCCGCUGGUCGGACCCAGGAUCUUCACGCCCUCCUCAGCGUCAUCGACGCUGCCGAGGACUUUGUGGACAUCGCCGUUAUGAGCUACCUACCCACCACUGAAUUCUCCCACCCCCAAAGAUUUUGGCCGGCAAUCGACAACAGGCUGCGGAAAGCCGUCUUUGAACGCCGGGUCAAGGUCCGUUUGUUGGCGGGUUGCUGGCCCCACAGCCAAGCGACCAUGUUUCCCUUCCUCAAAUCCCUUGCGGCCAUCGCCGACAAUCAGACCCGCUACAGCGUGGAGGUGCGGCUUUUCAUGGUGCCGGCAAGCGCAGCACAAGCCCGGAUCCCCUACGCCCGGGUGAACCACAACAAGUACAUGGUGACGGAGAAGGUGGCAUAUAUCGGGACGUCCAACUGGUCCGGUGACUACUUCAUGCGGACGGCAGGAUCGGCGCUGGUGGUGAACCGGACGGUAAGCCAAACCGGUGCCGGCACCACCGCCAGCACUGCUGCCAGCACCAUCCGGGAGCAGCUGCAGGGGGUUUUUGAGCGGGAUUGGAGCUCCCAGUACAGCGCUGACAUCAGUGAUACUGAGCAGUGGGAGGGCCUCUGCGGCUCCCGUUAGGCGCCGCGGAAUGGAUCACUGGUGACCCACGGGUUCUGGCUGUGCUGAAUUUGGCCACCCUGCUCCAAUUUGGGGGGGGG
Tyto alba (common barn owl) is the source of this 1704-nucleotide messenger RNA. RefSeq names its product phospholipase D family member 3 (gene PLD3). The record is from RefSeq and is a predicted model, not a curated record. The transcript has 12 exons. Lineage: Eukaryota; Metazoa; Chordata; Aves; Strigiformes; Tytonidae. Bases 89 to 1624 code for a protein of 511 amino acids. Gene Ontology annotation, molecular function: catalytic activity.